Octodon degus (degu) is the source of this 3024-nucleotide messenger RNA. It is a transcript of the gene Crhr2, whose product is annotated as corticotropin releasing hormone receptor 2. Gene Ontology annotation, molecular function: peptide hormone binding; corticotropin-releasing hormone receptor activity; corticotrophin-releasing factor receptor activity. The transcript is spliced from 13 exons. The record is from RefSeq and is a predicted model, not a curated record. Gene Ontology annotation, cellular component: plasma membrane; dendrite; axon terminus. Gene Ontology annotation, biological process: cell surface receptor signaling pathway; adenylate cyclase-modulating G protein-coupled receptor signaling pathway; long-term synaptic potentiation. Bases 122 to 1432 code for a protein of 436 amino acids. NCBI's taxonomy places the organism in Eukaryota, Metazoa, Chordata, Mammalia, Rodentia, Octodontidae.
CUCACCUCAGCCUCCCCACCCUCCCAAGCUAGUGAGGAGGAAAAGGCCUGGGGAAGGAGCAGGCAGGGGCGGGGCCUGCUGCCUUGGGCAUGGGCUCUGGUCCCUUGUCCCUAACCGAAACAUGGGGAACCCCCAGGUGCACUCAAGCCUCCUUCAUGUUCCACAGCUUCUCCUGCAUCUGCUUUGUCUUCUCCCAUUGUUCCAAGUGGCCAGGCUGAGCCAGGUGCCCAAAGAACAGCCCCUGUGGCCCCUGCUGGAACAGCACUGCCUCACCAUGGUGUCCCUGGCUGACCCCUCAGGUCUCUACUCCUACUGCAACACAACCUUGGACCAGAUCGGGACAUGCUGGCCCCGGAGUGCAGCAGGAGCCCUAGUGGAGAGGCCGUGCCCCGAAUACUUCAACGGCAUCAAGUACAACACGACCCGAAAUGCCUAUCGAGAAUGCUUGGAGAACGGGACGUGGGCCUCAAAGAUCAACUACUCACACUGUGAGCCCAUUUUGGAUGACAAGCAGAGGAAGUAUGACCUUCACUACCGCAUUGCCCUCGUGGUCAACUACCUGGGCCACUGCGUUUCCAUGGUAGCCCUGGUGGCAGCCUUCCUGCUUUUCCUGGCCUUGCGGAGCAUCCGCUGCCUGCGGAAUGUGAUCCACUGGAACCUUGUCACCACCUUCAUCCUGCGAAAUGUCAUGUGGUUCCUGCUGCAGCUCAUUGACCACGAAGUGCACGAGAGCAACGAGGUCUGGUGUCGCUGCAUCACCACAGUCUUCAACUACUUUGUGGUCACCAACUUCUUCUGGAUGUUUGUGGAAGGCUGCUACCUGCACACGGCCAUCGUCAUGACCUACUCCACUGAGCGCCUGCGCAAGUGGAUCUUCCUCUUCGUUGGAUGGUGUGUCCCCUGCCCCAUCAUUGUUGCCUGGGCCAUUGGCAAACUCUAUUACGAAGAUGAACAGUGCUGGUUUGGCAAGGAGCCUGGUGACCUGGUGGACUACAUCUACCAAGGCCCCAUCAUCCUGGUGCUCCUGAUCAAUUUUGUGUUUCUGUUCAACAUAGUCAGGAUCCUCAUGACAAAAUUACGAGCAUCUACCACCUCCGAGACAAUGCAGUACAGAAAAGCGGUGAAGGCUACCCUGGUCCUCCUGCCCCUGCUGGGUAUCACCUACAUGCUCUUCUUUGUCAACCCUGGUGACGAUGACCUGUCGCAGAUCGUGUUCAUCUACUUCAACUCCUUCCUGCAGUCCUUCCAGGGUUUCUUCGUGUCUAUCUUCUACUGUUUCUUCAAUGGAGAGGUGCGCUCAGCUGUGAGGAAGAGGUGGCACCGCUGGCAGGACCAUCACUCCCUCAGAGUGCCCGUGGCCCGGGCCAUGUCCAUUCCCACAUCACCCACGAGGAUCAGCUUCCACAGCAUCAAACAGACAGCUGCUGUGUGACUGCUGUCACUCACCCACUGUGACCCCACCAGAGGCAGCUCCCCACCAUCCUCCUUCUUCUCCCUCCUUGCAUGGCCCCAGGGAUGCAGAAGGAAGAGGAGAGACCAGCCCUUCAGCCUGGCAAGAAGCUGUGUUGAGUGGAGAGGAACUCUGAGGGAUACAGUGCCUGCUGCAGCCUGCAAGUCAAGUCUAUGCAAGAGGGUCACCAUGGGGAUGCCCAGUAAGAGCAGGGCAGGUGUCUUAAUGUACUUGCCCAUCCAAACUUCUCCUGACGGAUCUUCACCACAGCCACUCUCACAGAUGAAGAAGCUGAAGCUGCAGGGAAAAGGCCUGCCCAAGUCACAUGACUCACUACCCCAGCCCCAGGGCCCAGAGCCCCUGCUCACACUCAGGGGUGCCCCCUGCAGCUGGGAAGUCAGGGGCUCUCUGCCUGGCUUCAUCCAGGGACUGUCAACCAGAGAAGCCUCCUUUGCACUCUACCCCUAGCGGGCUCUCUCCCUCUCCCCAGCCAUCCUGCUCCUGGGCCUGCAGCUAGGGUGCUGCCUCCUCCGUGGGACCUCCGUUCAGGCCAGUCCUCAGAUUGGGGAUGGACAGGCAGGUGAGAAGGGAGAGGCAGGCCAGAGCCACACCCUUAGGCCAACCAGAUACAUAACACACACACACACACACACACACACACACACACACACACACACACACAAAUAAGGAGCAUAAGUGAAUGGGUAGGAGGAAGGGGUGGGUAGAGAUAGUGUAUCUGGUGAUGAGAAUUAAUGCCCAGCUCCUCAUUGGCUAGGUCUCAGCCUCCCCCAUGCUCUCUGUGAAAUAAAACACACCUCUGGAAUUGGCCUCCCACAGGUCACAUGACCAGAAUUUGAGGGGGGUAUGAGCCCAAGAUGGGGGCAGCCUCUGCAGGACAAGACCAUGUCCCCCCUCCCUAGGGGGUACUGGCCCUGGCUGGGCUGGGCCUUCCUCUCUCACCUGUGGUAUGGCUAGGGUCAUUGUCCUCAGAGCACCUGUAGGUCCCUUGUUGUGCCUCAGGUUGAAACCUGCUGCUGGCGCCAACCAAGGCAGCUGACCCAGUCAGCAUGGACAAAGCGUUUGGCUGCCCCAGCAGUGAAAACCCCUGACUCUGCAGGGACAGAGACCUCUCGGGCUGUUUCCGAUUUGUCUCCUACCCCCAUCCCCCUCCAGGCAGGUAACUGGACUCCAGAAAGAAGCCACCAGGCCAUUGGUUUGAACGAGGGCCUAAAAUGAUGGAUCUCAUCCUGCACAUUCUUAACUUGGCAUUUAAUGAAGUUUUAAGAUAUAAAGGAUGUGAUUUCUAGCAUUUGAUAUUUACAUUCUAAAAUAAAACUGCCAUAAUACUUUAUAAUACAUCACAUGGAACCUAAACACUGCAGUUAUUUAAUACCCAGCCUCAUCUGUCCAAAAUGCCAAGAGCCAGGCCUUUGCUAACAGGUGGAAGCCUCGAAGCAGUCCCUCUCUCUAACCUGUCUCUUCCUUCCACUGCCCCUACAAAAUUGUUGAGUCACAGUUUUCUUUCUCUUUUUCUUUUUUUUUUUUUUUGGCAGAACCAGGAAUUUUGGCAGAAC